AUGUUCGACGCUGCUGGCGAACGGGGGGAUCGACGUCCCGGUGACGCAUCCAGCCUAAACUACCUGGCGCUGUCUCUGCACCUGCCGUUGGCGCUGCGGGGAGGGAGGCCAUUGGCGGCACCUUCGUGGCAGUACGCCUUGUGGGCUUUCUGCGACGUGGAGGCGAACUACCUGGUCGUGGCGGCGUUCCAGUACACCUCCAUCGUGUCGGUCACUCUGCUGGACUGCUUUGCAAUACCGAGCGCCAUUGCCUGUUCAUUCUUUAUCCUCCGCGUGCGCUACGGCCCGCGCCACGUCGCAGCGUGCUGCGUCUGCGUAGCAGGACUUGCCACCGCCGUGUUCUCCGACGUAGUUGUUGGGAGGGUUGGCCCUAGUCCGAGGGGGCCGGCGUGGAUUGGCGAUGUUUUGGUUUUGUGUGGUGCUAGUCUGUACGGGCUGUCCAACGUGAUGCAGGAGCGGCUGCUGAAGGGCGGCUGCAGCCGUCCAGAGGCACUGGGGAUGCUGGGCGCUUGGGGGUCCGCGAUCUCGUUCGUGCAGGCGGUGGCCCUGGAGCGCGGGGCCCUGGCGCGGAGCAACUGGAACGUACCAGCCUGGAAACUAUCCCAAUACAUACGACUGGCAUCGCCUUAUCACGAUGCCGAUCUUAGGAAUCCCGUCAGUUUCUGA
Molecule: messenger RNA, 666 nt
Organism: Prorocentrum cordatum
Lineage: Eukaryota; Dinophyceae; Prorocentrales; Prorocentraceae
Source: the annotation of a GenBank genome assembly